AAACAAAUAAUACUGAUUUUUGUGGCACACCGGUAACGACUGGUUAUUAAUUUGACAAAUUGUUAUUAAACAGCACUUGUUGAGUUCGAUCCGUAAAGUAAGAUUGAAACCAGAGUUUUGCUGUUCCUGAUAUACCAAAUUGUGACAACUCGUCUUUAACCGCAGCAUUCAAAUCAUUGUCUUCCUCAAUUCCUGCUUCAAUUCUGACAUGGUUAUUUGACGACAUUAGCCAGCAUUUUUACAUUUGAAAGCACUUUCAAACAGCAGUUGCAGAACCACUUUACAUUCUCUGUAUUUAUAACCACAUUAAAUGAGGCAUUAAUUUUUUAAACAAUCGCCAACCCAGCGCUUUUUUUCUGAACGCUUAAUGAACUAUUUCAUUUUUUAUAUAAGGAAACGAUAGUUAAUCUAGUAAUUAGUUUUUGCGACAUAAACAUUUCGUAUAUUCAGUUGUUUGACAGUUAUGGAAUCGAUUUGAUACUGGAGCUUUGAUCAUAAAUGCAUCCGUAAUUACCUAGAAAAUUUCCUGUAUUUUCCAGUCACAUCCAAUUCUAACUCUAAAAUACCUCAGUAUAUGUAUCUUUUCUGGUUUUGAUUAAGUCUGAAUAGAAACCAUCUUUGAUAUAUUCAAUCCGGUUCCGUUAUAGUAAAAGCUACACUAACAUGUGUGACAAUAAUGAAUGGGCCUUCAGGUUAAAGGUAAACGCAAGAUUAUUUGUAUGUUCACUAAAAUAGAUUGCUUUCUGAAAACUGACUUUCAUAUGGGUAGUGAAGAAGACUUGUGCCGCGUCAAUUCGUCUCAAGCUGCAACAAGGUUGAGAGACGACAAGAACUUGUAUGAACCAACAAAAGGCGGAAAUGCAAACUCUGCGUACCUGGCGCUACCUUACAUAAUCAUACCCAUCUUUAAAAUCCAAUAUUUUAAUAAACUUGAUCUGAAUAGAAAAUUGUUAAAUGUUUUAGAUCUUGAAUCAAUGAGAGUAGAAAAAGUUUUGAUAGUGUUAGUGGCGAAUCUGAGGAGCAUGAACAUGAAUUUGGCUGCUGUUGCACAUUUACUUAGACCACCAACAAGUGUUAGAUCUGAGCGUUUGUUCAGCGUGGUUAGUGACGUGAAUAAUGACCAUUGCAGUAAGUACAUUGCUUGCUACCAGAUAAGGCCAAAAACCAUAAAAUGCAUAUGCACAAAUCCGGCUCCUGAUUGGUGUUUGCAAAUCCGGUUAAAUUCGGCUGCGGCUGGUCUUGGAAAAGUCAAAUCCGCUAUAGCCCUAGCAAAUGAAUGUCUCUCUUCCAACGAUGCAGUUGCAAUAGCCCAUAUAUAA
Helobdella robusta is the source of this 1319-nucleotide messenger RNA. RefSeq lists its product as hypothetical. Lineage: Eukaryota; Metazoa; Annelida; Clitellata; Rhynchobdellida; Glossiphoniidae. The record is from RefSeq and is a predicted model, not a curated record. Bases 681 to 1319 code for a protein of 212 amino acids. The transcript has 7 exons.